CCUCCGCCCUCCACCUCCUCAUCCUCCUCCCUUCUUCUUAAAAACUAAAAAGAGAAAAGAAAAAAAAAAUUUCCCAAAAUGGACCUCAGGGAAUCCAUCGCCCACCAAACGGCGUUCUCGCUCCGUUUGGCGAAGAGCGUCGCCACCGCCGAAGCGGCGAGCUCCAACCUCGCGUUCUCGCCGCUCUCCCUCCACGCGCUUCUCUGCCUCGUCGCCGCGGGAUCCAAGGGCCAAACCCUAGACCAGCUCGUCUCCUUCCUCGGCUCCGGCGCCGCCGCCGCCGCCGCCGCAUCCGUCGCCGCCGCCGCCGCCGCCGACGCGGCCGAUCUCACCGCGCUCGCCUCCCAGGUCGUGGAGAUCGUCCUCGCCGACGCCUCCGCCGUGGGCGGGCCGCGCGUCGCCUUCGCCAAUGGCGUGUGGAUCGACGGCUCCCUCUCCCUCAAGGACUCGUUCAAGUCGAUCGUCGCCUCCGCUUACAAGGCGGAGACCAAGUCGGUCGAUUUCCAAACCAAGGCUGCUGAAGUCACUGAUCAAGUUAACUCAUGGGUCGAGACUGCAACGGCUGGCCUUAUAAAAGACCUCCUUCCCCAGGGUUCUGUUAACCAGAACACUAGGCUGGUGCUCAGCAAUGCUCUUUACUUCAAAGGAGCUUGGACUGAGAAGUUUGAUGCAUCGGAAACCAAAGAUGAUGAGUUCCACUUACUCGAUGGAAGCUUAGUACAAGCACCUUUCAUGACCAGCGGGAAAAAGCAGUUUAUCUCUUCUUAUGACAACUUUAAAGUGCUUAAGCUUCCCUAUAAGCAAGGCGACGACAAGAGACAAUUUUCUAUGUAUAUUUUCCUCCCCGAAGCUAAUGACGGCCUGUGGAAUUUAACCGAGAAGUUGGGUUCCGAUCCCGAGUUUCUCAACCGUCAUCUCCCGAAGCAAAAGGUUUCAGUGGGAAAGUUCAAAAUUCCCAAGUUCAAGAUAUCAUUCGGGUUUGAAGCUUCUCAAACUCUGAAAGCUAUGGGGCUAACUUUGCCCUUCAGCGCUGGCGCAGAUUUAACAGAAAUGGUCGAUUCACCCGUGGGUCGCGACCUCUAUGUUUCAUCAAUACACCACAAGUCUUUUAUCGAAGUUAAUGAGGAAGGAACGGAGGCUGCCGCCGCUUCUGCUGCAGUGGUGAUGAUGAGGGCAUUGGUGAGGGAAACUCCAGACUUCGUAGCCGAUCACCCAUUUGCGUUCUUGAUCAGAGAGGAUAUGACCGGGGUUGUUCUAUUCAUUGGUCAUGUCCUCAACCCAUUGGUGACCGAGUAAGAAAACUAAAAAAGUAAGAAUGUACACGCCUUACAUGAACUAUAGACCAUUUUGAAUCAGGCUAUCCAACCUUUCAAAGUUUUGAUUUUGCUGCUCAACUUUUUAAUUUAUUUGAUUCGAAUCAGUUAACAGCACUUUAACUUUCAAAUAUAAACGAAUAUUAUUUACUCACAAUAAAUUUGUAGUUGCGAGAAUUAUCUUUCAACUACAUUAACUAAAUCUAUAAAGAUAAACGAUGCAUUCAAAUUUGAAGUCCAAGUGCUGUCGGUCGACUCGAAUCAAACAAAUUAAUAGAUUAGAUAGUAAAAUCAAAAGUUUGAAAGAUAGAAUAGUCAAUUCAAAAUAGUGCAUAGUUCAGAUAAGUUUUGUACGGUUGUAUCAAAUGAAAAUCUAACUAUAAUGGUGGUAUUGUAUCUUUUUGUUUCCUUUUUCAAUCAAUCCUCUGAGUGCGCCUAGAGGGUCUGUACUUUUUUGCUCACUCUGUAAUCUGUUUGCUAGACUCUUCUUUCGUUACAAUGCUAAUCUUUGUAUACUUUGCGAGCUAAAUCUAGUAUGUGUCCGUUAUGUUAA
Ananas comosus (pineapple) is the source of this 1866-nucleotide messenger RNA. Its product is annotated as serpin-ZXA. The coding region runs from base 79 to 1296 and encodes 405 amino acids. NCBI's taxonomy places the organism in Eukaryota, Viridiplantae, Streptophyta, Magnoliopsida, Poales, Bromeliaceae. The record is from RefSeq and is a predicted model, not a curated record. The transcript is spliced from 2 exons. Gene Ontology annotation, molecular function: serine-type endopeptidase inhibitor activity.